Messenger RNA from Pocillopora meandrina, 3887 nucleotides. NCBI's taxonomy places the organism in Eukaryota, Metazoa, Cnidaria, Anthozoa, Scleractinia, Pocilloporidae. The record is from the annotation of a GenBank genome assembly.
GUUUCGCUUGAUUUCCACAGGUAAAUAACCUCCCAUAUAAAGAUGUAACAAUAAUGAACUUUGCAGAUCAUCUUAGCCUAGGUGAGUGUUUAAUUAAUUUUGACGCGGACCAAACUCGGUGAAUCAUGCCUGAUCACGUAUAGCUAUUCGAAAGAAAUCCAUAGCCUACUACUUGUAGAUACAUGUUCUUGCGAUCAGCACAGUAUAAAAUCUCCGUUACCAACUUCGGUACAACGGUGAUCCUACCUUAACUAAGCAUAUUUACUAACUAGGCUGCUAAUUUCCCGAAAUCAUAACUUUUCCUCGCUCAUAACCACCAGUUAGUGGAUUUCAAUAUUUGAAAGAAGCCAGUUUUAAAAAUAUCUUAGGCAUUGCAGGAAGUUAGUAUCCGUGCCUACAAAGCAAGCUUUAUCCAUUUAUCUAUCUGAAAUCUCUUUGUGUACUGCUUCCAAAUCCUUUCAACUUGUUCUUCAGAACAGUAGAAACAACAUGAAAAGUUUGGCUCGAAUGAGCUUCCGCCCUUCAUGUAAAUACAGAGAAGUGUUCUGCACCAUUUGAUGCAGCCAGAAUCGCAUACGCUGAUGAACUAUAUCACGGAAUCCAUAAACGUAAUAUCAGGUGUAAAUACCGAGCGUUGAGAUUAAAAUCCCAUGCACGGAACCUAGCCAGAUUUAAUGCAGUUUCCGACAAUUUUCUCAGACAAGGCAUCACUCUCAUAACAACUCAUCUUAAAAGAAGAAAUAUACAAGGGACAGUUUUUGAAUACAGUUCUUCCCACAGCUGGAAUCUUAAGAUCUUGCCCAAAAAAUUCGUUGUGCAAAUGAUAUAGAUACUUUUGAAAAUGUUAUAAUUGUUUAUUUACUGUUACUUUCAUAUUAUAUAUUUUCGAUACUUGGACUUUUACAUAUUUUCAGCUGUGACAAUUCUUAGUGAAUUUUUACCUUUUAGGCCUUCUGAAUUUUGACUUAUGUACUCAAAUAACAGAACCUUUGUUAAUACCAGUGCUUAUUACACUGAUAAGGUUAUCAUGUAUAAAUAUUAUUAUUAUUAUUAUUAUUAUUAUUACUAUUAUUUGAAGCCAUUUUGGACAAUUUCAGACAAGGCGUCAUUCUCAUAACAACUCAUCAUAACCCCAAGCUUUCACUCCCAGGAUCUCAUUAGUAAUUCUCCUUACUGUCUGCUAUGCAGUUCAUGUGAUGUUAGUUCAGAGGAUUUGGUAUUGGAUCAACUGAUAAUCCUUCGACUGAUAUUUUUCUUUAUUCCUAUUACUUGGAUACUUGAUAUUGUAUUGAUAUUGUAAGGAGAAAUUCUGUCUUGGUCACUCAGUUUAAGGAUUAAAAAAAGAAAUACACUGGGGAUGGUUUUUGAAUAGAGUUCUUACCACAGCUGGAAUCUUAAGAUCUUGCUCAAAAAAUUUGUUGUGCAAAUGAUGUAAAUACUUAACAAAAAUUUUUCAUUUAAAGUUACUUCAAUUAGGAUGGUGGUAGGAUCAAUUUAUUUGUCUACUUUUUUUAUUACUAUGUUAAUUUUUUAUUAAAAAAUGUUUUACCUUGGUGUGUUUUUAUUCUGCAUUCGUACAUGUACAUACUACACAGGUUAAUAAUGCAUUUCACAUGUGCUGAUGGCUAUUCACCUCAGAGCAGCUCAUGAGACAAAAUGUCAAGAGUUUAAUUUCAGAUCAUUAUUUUCUUAAUUCAAGGAAAUAAAUAAUUUUAUUUUAUAUCUGUGUGGUAUAUACUAAAACAAUUAUUCACCUCCACUUUGGUGAAUAAUUGUUAAUUAUUGUUCAGGAUAGGGAUCUGUUUCUAUUGGCAGCCAAGGACCUUGUGAUGGAUUAACUGCGUGUUAUUUUGCUCUCUUUUUCCUUUUCAUUUCCAUUAGGACUAGCCAUUAAAUUGUAGAUAAAUACUUAAGGAAUGGAUAGACCUGAAAUACAUUUUAAGGAUAGUUUAUUAAGUGUUUUCAUACACAUUAGAAUGAGUCUUGUCAUUGUCAUUUAUGACUUUGAAAUGCUACUAACAUGUGCAUUCAAAUGAAAAUUCAACUUGACAUUCUUUAAAUUGAUUUGAUAUUCUAAGAACACAUUGUUUUUUUUUACAGAUCAAUCAGCAGCAAGAUAAACAUGAACUAUGUCGAACAAAGAGUACUCUUUGGAAGAGCUUAAUUAUUUCCGUAUUUGUUACAUCAGUACAAAAAUUGUACGGGAUGGCCUGCAAUCAGUGUUCAAACAAGAAUGGAAUAGAUUGUAUGGAAGUAGGCGUGGACAAUGGCUUGACACUCCCAGUAAUGGGAUGGACUUUUUCAACAUGGAAUCACUAAAAAGCCAGAAGAGAAACUAUAAGCUUCUGAACAGCAUUAGAUAUGGAGACAGCGGUUCCUGGGAUUGUACCUGCCUUUUCUUUGCGAUUCUCUUUUCCGAUUCCCUUGGUGGACCUCUGUUACAUGUAAGUCCUACUGUACAUAGUUAUGUUAAAGAUUUGCAAGAAUUCUAUCAUGGUUUUUGUGCACAUCUUUCUCAACCAAGUGUUUUGGAAUCAGACUUUCAAGCCAAUGUUCAGAAGGUCACAAAUGCAUUCAUAGCUCUAAAUCUCAACACAAAGGAACUGCAAACAAUAGUCAAUCAGUGGAACUUUCCUGGAGGGGAGCUUCAAACAAUCCAAGAGCAAAUUGCCGUCUUAGCAAAGGAAGUUCAGGGUAAGCCCAAAAACUUUGUAGUUCUUCCACCCAAGCCAUCGCACAAGAUCAUUGAAAGGAGUAGUGAAGUUGAAGAAAUCAUGUAGAUGCUUUGUGACCUCCAAAACGGAAGUGACAAUGAUUGUGUUGUAGCUGUGUUUGUCACUGGAAAUCCAGGAUGUGGCAAGAGUCAGAUUGCUCAUCAAGUUGGACGAAAAUUUGCUGAUGAGAACCCGGACUGCAAUUCAUUUGUCAUGACAUUGGAUGCUGAAAGUGAAGAGACUUUGCUUGAAUCAUAUAAGAGAUUUUGCCGUGAGCUUGGAAUCACGGAAUACUGUCUUAAUAAUAUCGUAGGAGGUGAUUCCAAAUUGACGAAGAAAGAAAAAAUUACACAUCUGAAAAGCUUUGCAUUUUCCAAGGUACGAGAGUAUUCGGCCUGGUUGCUCAUAUUAGAUAAUGCCAACGAAAGUGAAAGCUUACACUGCUUCUUGUCAGAGAAAGGAGAACAUGUAGGUUGUGGACAACUACUUGUUACCACGCAAGAGAGCACCUAUCUUCCAUUUGGUGACCCUUCAUGCAAAAUGAUCUCCCUCAGUGAGGGAAUGCAAGUAAAAGAUUCCAUGAAUCUUCUCAGGAGUAUCUCCCACCUUUCAAGUGGUGAUGAUGAAGAAGAAUGCGCAGUAUUAGAUGCCUUAGAUUACCAGCCUUUGGCCAUUGCUUCAGCAGCACUGUAUGUUCGAUUCUUACAUGACGGAGAAGGAACAGAUAUUGGUUUUGCAAGUCUCACAUGGGAAAGUUAUGUCAAGCAACUGGACAAGGGAAUAAGCCAGGCAACAGAAGAGGUGUACGAAGAUACAAAAAUGAAUUAUCCACAGUCAGUGACUUCAGCUGUCUCACUGACAUUGCAAAAACUUGUCAAGAAUGCCAUUUUUGAGCGUGUGUUCCAUUUCCUAGCUUUGUGUUCGCAAGCACCAAUUGCAAUUGACGUAAUUGUCAAAUAUGUGAUGGAAAUGGAACCAGAUAUUGACGAGUUCCACACAGCUGCAGAAAUUUCUAAAUGCAGUCUGCUUAUCCCAGAUGCAGAUAAUCCUGCUCUUGUAAGAGUGCACCGGGUCAUACACGAGGUGAUGAAAAGUCAUUUCAUCAAGAAGAACCCCACAGAUAAAGUCUUUGAGAUCAUACAUCAAGACAAUAUCUCUGUUUGUCCAACAUGA